Messenger RNA from Thrips palmi, 1035 nucleotides. RefSeq names its product endocuticle structural glycoprotein ABD-5-like. Gene Ontology annotation, cellular component: chitin-based extracellular matrix. Bases 229 to 591 code for a protein of 120 amino acids. Lineage: Eukaryota; Metazoa; Arthropoda; Insecta; Thysanoptera; Thripidae. The record is from RefSeq and is a predicted model, not a curated record. Gene Ontology annotation, molecular function: structural constituent of chitin-based larval cuticle. The transcript has 3 exons.
GAUAGAGCCAAUGAAGAAGGCGCAUCUGCCGUUUAGGCAAGGCAGGCAAGGGAACGCCAUGCAGACCCGGUCGGGUGGUCGGGCUCGGGCCGCCUAGGGCCGCCCGGCGCACACGCACGUGGAGGGGGCAAAGGGAGGAGGGGGCGCCUAGUGGGCCCCGUACCUCCAUGUAUAAAAUAGAAAACCGCUCGAUGCGCUUCACUUGUCAAAAUACAAGCACUCACUACCAUGCAGAAGCUCAUCCUGGUACUCCUACUUGCCGUGUGCGCGGUGCGGGCACAGCAGCAGCAGCCCGCGGUGACCAUCGUCAAGUACGAGUCCCAGCCCAACACGGGCAACGGAGAGUACUCCUUCUCGUACGAGCUGAGCGACGGCUCCGCGCGCUCCGAGCAGGCCGUGCUGCAGGGCGCCGGCACCCCCGACGAGUUCCUCUUGGUGACGGGGUCCUUCCGGUGGACUUCCCCCGACGGCCAGGUCACCCAGGUGGACUACACGGCCGACAACACCGGCUACCACCCCACUGUCCGCACCCAGGGCGGCGGGGGCGGCUUCGGUAUCCCCAGCGCCCUGGCCGCGUCCCUCGUGGGCUGACGCGCUGACGCGGCCGAGGAGGGUGGCAUCGUCGGGGACCCUUGUUCCUUCUUUUGGCCGGGACGCACUGGACUCACUCGGGACGGCGAAAGCCUUGGCGAAAGCCCGCCGUCCUCUGGGCACACUUUGGCCUCCAGGCCAGCAGACUGAUUCCGAGAGUCGCUGUUUUCGCUCUGUCUCUCACACUCAUGGGGCGUUCCGUAUGAGUGCGCGAGAGAUGGAGAGAAGAAGAUGACGCUGGGAAUCAAUCUACAGUGGCUGAGCCGAAUGCUGGAUGCGGCUGGCUGGAGAGUCGGGGGCACGCAGAGACUGAAGAACAGCCACGAUCUCUAUCAAGUCGUGAGCCGCAAGGAUGGCAGUUACCGAUUCGUUAAUGGCGAUUGUACAGUGACCAGUGACCACCUCUGAAUGUGUCAAUAAACGAGAUGCCCUCUAUAGGUGAAA